Hansenula anomala is the source of this 2631-nucleotide messenger RNA. It is a transcript of the gene EST1, whose product is annotated as Est1p. The coding region runs from base 1 to 2631 and encodes 876 amino acids. The transcript has a single exon. Lineage: Eukaryota; Fungi; Ascomycota; Saccharomycetes; Phaffomycetales; Wickerhamomycetaceae. Gene Ontology annotation, biological process: nuclear-transcribed mRNA catabolic process, nonsense-mediated decay. The record is from RefSeq and is a predicted model, not a curated record. Gene Ontology annotation, molecular function: protein binding; telomeric repeat DNA binding; telomerase RNA binding. Gene Ontology annotation, cellular component: telomerase holoenzyme complex.
AUGACAACCACCAACAACACUUCUCCAUUGGCAGUUAUUGAUGACUCCAAGAAGCAAUUAACCGAAGCACUUACCAACGUCACUCCUGACGACUUCCUAAUAUCGGGUAUUUUGAACUUUAUUAGAUCAAAGUUUUUAUCAUUCAUCAUCAAGGAUAUCAAUGAUUCCAUAAGGAAAGCAUCACCACAGCUGAAUGAAUCUGACUUACAAUUGGCCCAAGGGGAUUCCAAAAAAGCUGAAGAAACUGCUGAAUGUUUGAUUGAUAGAAUUUGGAGUGAUUUUUAUCACCCAGUAAUGAGAUAUUAUCAAUCUCAAUUCCAGGAGUUGAAGAACCAGGAAUUGAAACUCAAAAGAAAAAGAACUGUUGAGUUGAGAAAGCUAAAUGAUAGAUUUAAAAAGAUCUCCAAAGUUACUAGUGAUUUCUUUCUUGAUUUGUUGAAGCAAAUUUUAACACAACACAAGCUUGACUUCAUUGUCCCAAAGAAUUUUUACAACUUUUUAGAUCUGGAGAUUUCCCCAAAUGCCGUGCAAAUCAACAAAUCCGAUAAUGCUAUUGUGGUUAAACUUGUCUAUGUUGCUCAUCGUUCAUUAUUAUUCCUUGGUUCAAUUUCGCGUUAUAGAAGUUCAUUCUCACAAAUGUUGGCAAAGACUGAACAUGAAGAUUUCAACCGUGCUCUACAGUAUACUCAUUAUUCUGAACUUUUGUUACCAGCGUUUGGGGAAGCCCGUAAUCAUAUUGGUAUGAUUUAUAGUGCACAGGGAGAUAAUUUAUCAGCUUCUUAUGAAUUCUUGAGAUCUUGCUCAACAAGAAUCCCUUCCAAAUUGGGUGCAGCUAAUUAUAGAGUCUGCAUGAAUAGUACAACUGCUGUCAUUGAUGAUCUUAACAGGCUCAGAUUGGAAGAUAAUAUAACAAACAAGAACCGUUACAAACAUUUGUCAACAUACUUUUCUGUCCUGUAUGGGUUCCAUUUCAAUCCAAGUCGAUGGAAAAGGUCGGAAAGUACCUUCAUAAAUGGUACUCCAGUUAAAGAGGUCAAAAAUGACCUAUAUAAAAUCAUCUCAGAUUUAGCAUCAAAAGGUCAAGAUGAUGUUUUCGUACUUCAAAAAAUGUUGAUUUUGCUCAUAGGGGGUAUUAGCUUUUCUGAAGCAUCAAGAACAACUUCACUGACCCCAGAAUUAACAACUUUGUUCAUGUUCGCUUUCGAAUUUAUUGAUAUCAUUGAGAAAUUUUUCAUUGAGCAAUGGAGUGUUGACAAGUCAAAAAGUUUGAAAUUACUGCCUUUAAUACGUUUAAUUCUAUCAUGGUUGAGAAAUAACAAGUUGGCUUUACAAUAUUCUCAUAGAGAUUCAAAUUUCCUGAAAACCACUGCAAUUUUGUUGAAUCUUUUGUUUAAACAUUCACAAGGUGGUGAUUUUGAUCAUCGUCCAAAGAGAGAUCAAUAUUUUUUUGAAGAUGUGGGUUUAAAAGAGUUCAUUCCAAUUGGUCGAUUAUUUUGGGAUUUUGAUGAUGGUCAUAUUUUUGAAGAUUCAAAUUCCACUUUAAAAUUGAUAGGUGAAUUCAAACCACACGAUGAAAAGGAAGAAACAAGCUUAAGAGGAUUAGCUGUUGGUUAUUUGGGGAAGAAAAUUAUAAGUGCCAAUCGUGUUGGUAUUAAAUUCGAUGACGAAAAGAAAUUGUUUGAUGUUUCAGAUGUCAAGGACAUUCAAAAGAAAAAGAUUCCAGGUGCUGUUCCGAAACAAGUUUCUCCUGCUAAGAAUGAGGAAAAACCUAUAACUGCUAGUGCUAAGAGAAAUAGAAGACGAAGAAAUGGGAAAAAGAAUCAACAAGCAAGGAAACCAGUCACUCCUUCAUAUUCAUCUCUGUCAGCCUCAUCGUCAUCUGAUUCUGAUUCUGAUUCUGACUCUAAUUCAUCAGGUGGCCUUGUUGAGAUUUCUCAAAACAGUUUCGAAAGAAGAAACAAAUCAUCUGUUUUGGAUAAAGGUAUUGAAAACCUUUCAGUUUCUAAAGCACAAACACCACAGCCAAAGCCACCUAGUGCUGCUCAUGAAGCCGUUUUGAGUAUUGAAGAGUUGGAAAACAAGUUGACAAAUGCCAAAAAGGAUCAAAAUUACGCAAGUAUGGUUGAUUCAUUAGUUGACGAUACAUUUUCGUCAAAUCCAGUGUCUACUCAUACUCCAAGUAAUAACAAUGGGAACACAAGUUGGCAAUCAACUCCACAAUACAAUAUCCAACAAGCAUCUACACCAUUCAAUAGUAAUGAUGCAUUUUCUCCAAAUUUUAACAAUAACUCUAAUGGAGCUUUCAAUCAAUCACCGUUUAUGAAUCAAACGCCAUUUUCUGCUUAUCCAAACUAUUAUUCUGCUUAUCAACAACCACAACCUCAACCACAACAGCCUCAGCAACCACAAAGUAACAUGUACCAUCAAUAUCAAAGUCUUUACAGUCAAUAUCAAUCACCAAUUCCUCAACAGCAACCACAACAACAAGGUCAGUCACCUUUCAACAUGUAUAAUUAUGGUGGUUAUGCUCAAUAUGCAUACCCAAACAUUCAGGUUCCUCAAACCCCUAGUCAAUCAAAUUCACAACAACAACAACAACAGCAGCAACAAAAUCAACAACAACAUCAGUGA